This is a messenger RNA of Dioscorea cayenensis subsp. rotundata (Guinea yam), 1849 nucleotides long. RefSeq names its product G2/mitotic-specific cyclin S13-7-like. The transcript has 9 exons. NCBI's taxonomy places the organism in Eukaryota, Viridiplantae, Streptophyta, Magnoliopsida, Dioscoreales, Dioscoreaceae. Gene Ontology annotation, cellular component: cytoplasm; nucleus; centrosome. Gene Ontology annotation, molecular function: cyclin-dependent protein serine/threonine kinase regulator activity. Bases 262 to 1599 code for a protein of 445 amino acids. Gene Ontology annotation, biological process: regulation of cyclin-dependent protein serine/threonine kinase activity; mitotic cell cycle phase transition. The record is from RefSeq and is a predicted model, not a curated record.
CAAAACAGAGAAAGAGAAAGAUUGAGAAACAGAGAAGAGAAAGAAGAAGCAGAGGACUGUGCCUUUAUUGCUUCUUCUUCUUCUUCUUCUUCUUCUUCUUCUUCAUCGUUUGAGAUUAGAAUCUCUGUGAGGUCUUCGCCCAAGGUGGCGAACCUGACAGUUGAAGGGGAGUCGCGGACUACGCGCCUCCAUUCUUUCUUUUCGUUGGUGUUAUCAAGCAUUUUUGGGCAAAGCCAGGAGGAAGAAGCAAUUGAUCAAGCCAUGGAGACUAGACACCAGGAUGUUGUUCCUCAGAUUCAGAAAGGUGCUGCUGCCAUACCUGCUGGAAAGCAGAAGAAUGCUGCUGUCGUCGAUGGGAAGAACCGGCGAGCUCUUGAGGAUAUUGGCAAUCUGGUUAAUGUCAGAGUUCUUGAAGGGAAACCACCGAAUCAGAUCUCUCGCCCUAUCACUAGAAGUUUUGGUGCUCAGCUCCUUGCAAAUGCACAAGCAGCUGCCACUGCAGCUAAUAAGAAGCCAGUGCAUGUUGUUGUUGGUGACGGAGCUGUGGUAAAGGGUGGUGUGAAAGCAGUGAAACAGAAGCAAGCUGUGAAGCCAAGCAAACCAGAGACUGUCAUUACUAUCAGCCCUGACACUGAAGAAGAAGCAAAGCAUGCUACUCUGAAGAAUUCUUAUGGUACCUCAUCAAAGAAGAAAGUUCAUACCCUUACCUCAGUGCUCACUGCCAGAAGCAAGGCUGCUUGUGGAGUUAUUGACAAACCAAAGGAUCAAGUUCAAGACAUUGAUGCAUUGGAUGCUGAUGAUCAGUUAGCUGUUGCUGAUUAUGUUGAAGAUAUCUACAAAUUUUACAAACAUUCUGAGAGCUCCUACAGACCGCAUGAUUACAUGGAUACACAGCUUGAGAUAAAUGCAAAGAUGAGAUCUAUUCUUGCAGACUGGCUCAUUGAAGUGCACUACAAGUUUGAGCUGAUGCCUGAGACUUUGUACCUCACAUUCUACAUCAUCGAUCGAUACCUCUCAAUGAAGGUGGCCCUGAGGAGGGAGUUACAGCUUGUUGGUGUCAGCGCCAUGUUAAUUGCCUCCAAAUAUGAAGAAAUAUGGGCUCCUGAAGUCAAUGACUUCAUCUGCAUUUCAGACAAGGCAUAUACCAGAGAACAAAUACUAGCCAUGGAGAAAGAAAUCCUCAAUGAACUUGAAUGGAAUUUAACUGUUCCUACUCCUUAUGUUUUUCUAGCACGUUUUCUGAAGGCUUCUCAACGUGACGAAGAGAUGGAGAACAUGGUGUUUUUCUUUGCUGAAUUGGCUAUGGUGCAUUACUCAAUGGUUAAGUAUUGUCCUUCCAUGCUUGCUGCUUCGGCUGUCUAUGCCGCCCGGUGCACACUUAACAAGAGCCCACUUUGGAAUGAGACACUUAAAUGCCAUACUGGAUUCUCAGAACAAGAAUUACUAGAAUGCACAAAGAUGUUGGUGAAUUUUCACUCACUGUCAGCAGAGAGUAAGCUGAAGGUUGUACACAAAAAGUAUUCAAGCUCUCAACGUUGUGCAGUUGCACUGCAACUCCCAGUGGUAAAAAUGUUUGAGGGGUUGAAAGUUUCAGAGUGAUGAUGCUGAUGUUGCUGACCAUUUUUUAUUUUUAUUUUUUGGUGGACUAUCAGUUGUUUGAUGAUAUUGUUUUUUGUUGCUGCUUAGAACUCUUCCCUCAGGAGUCUGUUUUAGUUUACUAAUACUUGUUUGAUGUUUUUAUUUUUGUUCAAAGGUUUGAAUGUUUGUGAAUGUCUGAGACUGGUUAUGUGUGACAACAUUCACUUAUUUUCUGUGAUUAAUCAAUCAGAUUAGUUUUUUUUUUCAUCAA